Messenger RNA from Coccomyxa subellipsoidea C-169, 1179 nucleotides. RefSeq names its product ribosomal protein S3Ae. Gene Ontology annotation, cellular component: cytosol; ribosome. The coding region runs from base 50 to 829 and encodes 259 amino acids. The record is from RefSeq and is a predicted model, not a curated record. Gene Ontology annotation, molecular function: structural constituent of ribosome. The transcript has 7 exons. Lineage: Eukaryota; Viridiplantae; Chlorophyta; Trebouxiophyceae; Coccomyxaceae. Gene Ontology annotation, biological process: translation.
AAAGCUCAUCCCGCUAGCUAGGUUGGGGAGCGAAGUGUAGUUGCCCACGAUGGCUGUGGGAAAGAACAAGCGGAUUUCGAAGGGCAAAAAGGGAGGAAAGAAGAAAGUGGUCGAUCCCUUCUCGAAGAAGGACUGGUAUGAUGUCAAGGCUCCCUCCAGUUUCACCAGCCGCAACGUUGGCAAGACUCUGGUGACCAGAACACAGGGAACCAAGAUCGCUUCAGAUGGCUUGAAGGGUCGCGUCUUCGAGGUGUCUCUGGCCGAUCUUCAGACCAACGAGGCAGACGCCUUCAGGAAGAUCAGGCUACGCGUGGAGGAUGUGCAAGGCCGCAACUGCUUGACCAACUUCUGGGGCAUGGACUACACCACGGACAAGCUGCGCUCGCUGGUGCGCAAGUGGCAGACGCUGAUUGAGGCCCAGGUGGACGUCAAGACCACCGACGGCUACCUGCUGCGCAUGUUUGCCAUCGCCUUCACCAAAAAGCGCACUGGCCAGGUCAAGAAGACUGCAUACGCACAGAGCAGCCAGAUCAGGCAGAUCCGCAAGAAGAUGGUGGAGAUCAUGACCAGGGAGGCGUCCUCCUGCGAUCUGAAGGAGCUGGUGGGCAAGUUCAUCCCUGAGGCCAUUGGCAAGGAGAUUGAGAAGGCCACACAGGGCAUCUACCCACUGCAGAACACGGCGAUCAGGAAGGUGAAGAUCCUGCGCGCCCCCAAGUUCGACCUGACCAAGCUGCUCGAGGUGCACGGUGACUACAGCGAAGAGGCCGGCGCCAAGAUUGCUGAGAAGCCCGCCGAGGAGAUCCCCGGCGCCGCCACUGCUGAGGCCUAGGCCGGGUUUCUUCCGCUGAGCCGCCUGGCCGGCACAACAGAGCGAGUUGGCUCUGGCCGGCUGCGCACUCCCUGCUCGGAGCACUUGUGCUAUGCAGUGCGUGCAGAUGUCAUUGAUUGGGAUUUGCAUGGGCAAUGGUAGCUUGUGCGGCUUGUCUCAAGCGACGAUAAUUCUGUGCUGUUCGCUGCACGACAGCUGCCUUCCAAUUGGGUUCAUUCUGUCCUGUGAUUGCCCGUUCUUGGCAUUACGAACACAUUACUGUGGUUUGGUGUACGUGUGUAUUGCCGGAGCUGUGUCAAUCUGAAAUACACACGACUAGCCUAGGAUGCUGUAACACACGUGGUCAUGAC